Messenger RNA from Hevea brasiliensis (rubber tree), 1992 nucleotides. RefSeq lists its product as uncharacterized. The coding region runs from base 394 to 1557 and encodes 387 amino acids. Gene Ontology annotation, biological process: protein N-linked glycosylation; N-acetylglucosamine metabolic process. The record is from RefSeq and is a predicted model, not a curated record. Gene Ontology annotation, cellular component: membrane. Gene Ontology annotation, molecular function: beta-1,4-mannosylglycoprotein 4-beta-N-acetylglucosaminyltransferase activity. NCBI's taxonomy places the organism in Eukaryota, Viridiplantae, Streptophyta, Magnoliopsida, Malpighiales, Euphorbiaceae. The transcript has 2 exons.
AUAUAUAGUGCUUUGUCUGUGUCCAUAUCUCUCUCUAUAUAUAUUGGGAAUUUUAUUUUCUCGGAAAAUAGAGUUUUAUCUGGUGAUUGAGAUUAUACAAACCACCAAACGGCUAUACAAGCCACAGAGAGAGAGGUUGAAAGAGAGAGGGAUCCUUAGGAUUUUCUGGGAUUAUACUUUCCUGAUUUUUCUUUUGGGAAUUUGGGUUGGGGGUGCUGGUUGAAGAGGGGAGAAAGGUGUUUGAUCUGGGUUCUUAGUGAUCUCUUUUCUCUCUCAAUUUUGUUUUGAGAAAGAUGGGUUUAAACAGAGAAUUUGAUUGAGCAUUUGUGUUUUUUUUUGGGUCAAUUUGUAGGGUGGUAUUAGAACUUGAUCAUAGAAAUUUUUGUGGUAAUCAUGUCUGAUGGGUAUUACAAUUCGAAGAAGACUGAUGAUAUAUGUGAAGACGUUUGUGGCCGGCAGGCCUCCGGUGUAGCUUUGAGCAUGUCAAGACUGAAGUGUAUUUUGCGAGGGUUGGAUUUGAAGACCUAUGUAUUCUUGUUUGUGGUUGUUCCAUUAGGAUUGUUUGGAUUGUAUUUGCAUGGCCAGAAGAUCUCCUAUUUCCUAAGACCAUUAUGGGAAUCUCCUCCAAAGCCCUUUCAGAUAAUUCCUCACUACUAUCAUGAGAAUGUUUCAAUGGAGACUCUUUGCAGGCUUCACGGGUGGGGGAUUCGUGAAUCACCUAGACGAGUUUUUGAUGCAGUUCUAUUCAGUAAUGAAGUAGAUAUUCUUACAAUUCGAUGGAAGGAAUUGUAUCCUCACAUAACUCAGUUUGUACUUCUUGAAUCAAACUCAACGUUCACUGGCCUACCCAAACCAUUGGUCUUUGGUAGUAAUCGGGAUAAGUUCAAAUUUAUAGAGUCCCGUUUGACUUAUGGGACAAUUGGGGGGAGAUUUAGGAAAGGGGAAAACCCCUUUGUGGAAGAGGCCUAUCAGCGAGUAGUACUGGACCAGCUUAUUAGAAUAGCAGGUAUAGAAGAUGAUGACUUGUUGAUAAUGUCUGAUGUUGAUGAGAUCCCUAGUGCUCACACAAUUAAUCUCUUGAGGUGGUGUGAUGACAUCCCACCUAUCCUUCAUCUUCAGCUGAGAAAUUACUUGUACUCUUUUGAGUAUUAUGUAGAUAACAAGAGCUGGCGUGCUUCAGUUCAUAACUACAGGACAGGGAAAACUAGAUAUGCUCAUUAUCGCCAGGCUGAUGUCCUCUUGUCAGAUUCAGGUUGGCAUUGCAGCUUUUGUUUUCGAUACAUUAGUGACUUCAUAUUUAAGAUGAAAGCUUACAGUCAUUAUGAUCGGGUGAGAUUCUCUCAUUACUUGAACCCCAAAAGGGUUCAGGAUGUGAUUUGUAAAGGGGCUGACUUAUUUGAUAUGCUUCCUGAGGAAUACACAUUUAAGGAGAUCAUAGGGAAAAUGGGUCCUAUUCCUCAUUCUUACUCAGCAGUUCACCUUCCUUCGUAUUUAUUGAAUAAUGCUGAUAAAUACAAAUAUCUCUUGCCUGGUAACUGCCAGCGAGAACGUGGCUGAACUGCUGAAGUUUCUUGGAAAAUAAGGCACAUUUUGUAAACGUUGGAGGUGCAUAUUGUUCUUCACACCAGAAAGGGCUGUACUAGACACUCCAUGUUGAUGGACUGAUAGUGUGUAUUGGUGUGGCUAUACCUUGUAUCCAACAAUAUCAUGUCAUUCUUUAGAGGGAUGUAGGUAUGAGCUUGAUGGGUUAUUGGAGUAUGAGUAGAAACGCAGUGUAUUCCAUUUUUGGUUUUGGAUUUCUUCCAUUUUGGAGGCAGGUCCAAUUUUUCCAGGGGAUAGCUGAUUGUGAGAUUGGACUAGCUUUUUAUGGCACCCUUGUUGGUAUGGGAUAACCCCCUAAAUUGAAUGAGAGUACAAUGACAUUUUCCCAGGUUUUUUCUAUGAUGGGAAUUUUGGCUUUUCUCUAAUUUAUCAUAUAUCCAUGUUUAUUUA